Messenger RNA from Menidia menidia (Atlantic silverside), 1098 nucleotides. NCBI's taxonomy places the organism in Eukaryota, Metazoa, Chordata, Actinopteri, Atheriniformes, Atherinopsidae. The record is from the annotation of a GenBank genome assembly.
GGUCCGAGUGUCUGAAGCCUUAACGCCAUGAGUUUAUGGGUGGACAAAUACCGGCCGACUUCUCUCGGGAAGCUCGACUAUCACAAAGAACAAGCGGCUCAACUGAAAAACCUUGUCCAGUGUGGUGACUUUCCACAUCUGCUGGUGUAUGGCCCGUCUGGAGCGGGGAAGAAGACCCGCAUCAUGUGUCUGCUGAGAGAGCUGUAUGGAGCUGGCGUGGAGAAGCUCCGCAUAGAGCACCAGACCAUUGUGGCUCCAUCAAAAAAGAAAAUCGAGAUUAAUACAAUAGCCAGUAACUAUCAUCUGGAGGUCAACCCGAGUGAUGCUGGAAAUCAGGACCGUGUGGUGAUUCAAGAGCUGAUUAAAACGGUGGCUCAGUCCCAGCAAAUCCAGUCAAGCACCCAGAGAGAGUUCAAAGUGGUGUUGCUAACAGAGGUGGACAGACUGACAAAAGAUGCUCAGCAUGCUCUGCGUCGAACAAUGGAAAAAUACAUGGGCACCUGCCGCCUCAUCCUCUGCUCUACCUCCACUUCCAAAGUCAUUGAUCCAAUCCGGAGCCGUUGUCUGGCAGUGCGAGUUCCUCUGCCGAGCCCGGAGGAGGUCUGCAGUGUCCUCACAUCUGCCUGUAAAAAGGAGGGCCUGCUGCUGCCUCCUGAGCUGGCCAAGAAAAUCAGUGAGAAGUCUGGGCGCAACCUCCGCAAAGCUCUGCUGAUGUGCGAGGCCUGCAGAGUACAGCAGUAUCCCUUCUCGGUGGAUCAAGAGGUUCCAGAAGCAGACUGGGAGGUCUACCUAAGAGAAACAGCCAAUGCCAUCGUCAGCCAGCAGAGUCCUCAGAGGUUGUUGGAGGUCCGGGCCAGGUUGUAUGAGCUCCUGACUCACUGCAUACCUCCUGACAUUAUCAUGAAGGGUCUGGUGAAGGAGCUGCUGAAUAACUGCGAUGGCCAGCUGAAGACAGAAGUGGCCCACAUGGCAGCCCACUAUGAACACAGACUGCAGCUGGGCAGCAAAGCCAUCUUCCACCUGGAGGCAUUCGUAGCCAAGUUCAUGGCAGUCUACAAGAAGUUUAUGGAAGACGGCCUGGAUGCUAUGAUGUUUUGA